Messenger RNA from Penicillium antarcticum, 1629 nucleotides. RefSeq names its product putative MFS myo-inositol transporter. Gene Ontology annotation, cellular component: membrane. The coding region runs from base 1 to 1629 and encodes 542 amino acids. NCBI's taxonomy places the organism in Eukaryota, Fungi, Ascomycota, Eurotiomycetes, Eurotiales, Aspergillaceae. The record is from RefSeq and is a predicted model, not a curated record. The transcript has 3 exons. Gene Ontology annotation, molecular function: myo-inositol:proton symporter activity. Gene Ontology annotation, biological process: transmembrane transport.
AUGACAGGUGCAGAUGAACAAGACACGUCGGGUCCCAACGCGCCCUUGCUCGCCUCCGCCCGCGAUCCCGACCAUGACUAUGAAGACAAUGGCAACGAUGGCUUGGCCUCCGAGCUGGAAUUCUCAGGGGGCUGGUUCAUAUGGGCGUUGACUUUCUCAGCAGGAAUCAGUGGGCUCCUUUUUGGAUAUGACACAGGAGUCAUUUCCUCUACCUUGGUGACAGUCGGCACGGAUCUCUCGAAUCGAUCAUUGACAACCCUCGACAAAAGCCUCAUCACAUCAUGUACGAGUCUGUUCGCAUUAAUAGCUAGUCCAUUCACAGGAGUGUUGGCCGACAAGCUGGGCCGUCGGAAGGUUAUACUUGGCGCGGAUGCAUUAUUUGCUCUAGGGGCUCUGGUACAAGCUUUUUCAAGCCAAGUUUGGGGCAUGAUUCUUGGACGAAGUAUUGUCGGCCUUGCGGUUGGGAGCGCAAGCGCGGUUACUCCAUUGUACAUUUCUGAAUUGGCACCAUCACACGCAAGAGGAAGGCUUGUUACUAUUCUCAGUCUGUUUAUCACUGGCGGCCAGGUGGUAGCAUACAUAGUUGGCUGGCUUUUCUCCAGUUCAUUCGGAGGCUGGCGCUGGAUUGUGGGCCUUGGGGCAUUCCCGGCCUUCUUCCAGCUUGCAAUUCUCGCUUUUCUACCCGAGACACCUCGGUGGUUGGUCCAGGCUGGAUUUGAUGUCCAAGCGAAGGCCGUUCUGACCAAGAUUUACCAAGAUUGCCCUGGGUGUGACAGGGUAACCGAUAGAGUCUUGCACGAUAUCAAUAGGGAGAUUGACGAAGAAGCGUUAGAGUUAGGGCAAGGUAAAGCUCGAGGUACAAAACCUCAGUGGUUACACGAUACCCUUGAACGAGGGCAGCAGUUGUUGCAUGGCGGGAACAGGAGAGCAUUGAUCAUUGCAAUGAUGCUUCAAGGGGUACAGCAAUUGUGUGGUUUUAACAGUCUAAUGUACUUCUCGGCAACCAUCUUCUCAGCUCUGUCGUUCUCCUCCCCGACGUUGGUGUCUCUUUCAGUGGCUUUCACCAACUUCAUAUUCACGCUUCUUGCAUUUGCGUUCAUUGACAGAAUUGGACGCCGACGCAUUCUGCUCUACUCCAUGCCAGUCAUGACUAUUGCCCUAAUUGUCUGCGCGCUGUCAUUUUCUUCCUUCAAGGAUGUAUGGAACGACCAACCGCCAACGCGACGUGAAGAAGCCCCCGAUAGUUCUGGUUCAUUGAUGCCACUUGCCAUCUUGUUUUGCCUCACCGUAUACACUGCGGCUUAUGCCUUCGGCCUCGGAAAUGUUCCAUGGCAACAGUCGGAACUUUUCCCUCUGAGUGUACGUUCACUUGGCUCAUCUUUGGCCACUGCAACUAACUGGGGUUCGAACUUCGUCAUUGGUCUUACUUUCUUACCCAUGAUGGAAUGGAUCUCACCCUCAUGGACUUUCCUUCUCUAUGCUCUGGUCUGUGUAGCUGGGUGGGUUGCAGUAUGGGCAAUUUACCCUGAGAUGAGUGGACUUGGUCUUGAAGAAGUGAAGGGUCUUCUGGCAGAGGGAUGGGGGGUGAAAGAAAGCUUGCAAAGAAAGCGUGUCGCGCCUCGUGUAUAG